Messenger RNA from Mercenaria mercenaria, 934 nucleotides. RefSeq lists its product as uncharacterized. The transcript is spliced from 3 exons. NCBI's taxonomy places the organism in Eukaryota, Metazoa, Mollusca, Bivalvia, Venerida, Veneridae. Bases 135 to 527 code for a protein of 130 amino acids. The record is from RefSeq and is a predicted model, not a curated record.
GAAAUUAUAAAGAAAUGAUCCUGAUUUUUUUCACUGAAUAGAUAUCAUAUAUCAUACAAAUAUUUUAGUUUGAUGACGAAUUCCUUAAGGAGCCAUUUCUGGUAGGAGAUGGCCAUGUGACAGGAGAACGCCACAUGAUGUGCGUCACCCAGACACAGCUGGACCUGCUGACCAAAGCGCGGAAGUGGUACUUAGACGGGACAUUCAAGGCAGUACAUAAGCCAUUCAUUCAGCUGUGGUCAAUCCACGCCAUCACCCGAGAGGGAGACAACAUGAAGCAGGUGCCACUUAUGCAUGUGCUAAUGUCCAAAUGCCAAAAGCAGGACUAUGUUGCUAUCCUGCAGAAGGUUCUUGACAUUCUGGAAGAGGCUCCAGCGCUAGAGUGCUUCACCAUAGACUUUGAGAUAGGCUGUACAGAAACAAGUCAGAGAGUUUGGUCUCGCCAGAACAUACAGAGAGCGCCAGUCAGUUCACAGUCUGAUACACAAGUUAUUGGCACUUCCGUUCCUCCCUGGAGCAGACAUUAAGGGGGCCUUCAGGAAACUACAAGAGCAGGAGGAAGACAGUUCAAAACAAGUCCAGGACCUCUACACAUAUGUAAAUGAUGAGUGGCUUGAAAGCUCCAAGUGGUCUGAAGAUGAGUGGUCCGUGUACCGUCAGACCAUCCGUACCAACAAUGACAUAGAUGUUAAGUGAAUGUUAUUUUAUACUUAGACUACAUACAAAACUGCAACUUAAUAGUGUGAUUAAACGCCUCUUUCUAUACAAUGACAUAUUCAAUAGCCUUGUACAUAAUGAUAAUGAUGAUGAUAAUGAUGAUGAUAAUGACUUUUUUGAACAAACAGUAAUGACCACAACCUGCCCCCUGAGGCCAUUUUACCUAUAGUGUUGUUGAGAGUCAGUGAUGGCUUUUGUGAAGCAAUAACAUAAAUUU